Durusdinium trenchii is the source of this 1635-nucleotide messenger RNA. NCBI's taxonomy places the organism in Eukaryota, Dinophyceae, Suessiales, Symbiodiniaceae. The record is from the annotation of a GenBank genome assembly.
AUGGAUUCCGCCUGGACCUUGGAACCGACCACGGUGGUGCUCAGAGGCUUGCCGAAACGCCUGAACGCCGAGACUUUGUUGGGACUUUUGGAUGCAAACUUCUUGGGCUGCUACGACUAUUUCUAUCUACCCCUGGAAAACGUGGAGCGCUUGGAGGGCCUGGGACUCGGCGAGGCCUACAUCAACUUUCGUUCGCACGAGGCCGCCGUCGUGUGCCAGCGCUACUUCACGGGCUUCACCGGAUGGCCUGGUGGCUUUCACGGAUGGGGAGAGGGGACGUGUAGAGGCGAGUGGUCCUCGAUCCAAGGGUUGGAGGCCAACAUCGAGAAGCAGCGGCAGGCUGAUUGGGUGAACUGCAAUGUGCCAGAGGACUGCAAGCCAAUGGUUUUCGAUGAGCAGGGCAUUCGCCUCCCCACCCGGGAGGUGUUUCUGGACCGUCGAGGGUGGGGCAGCUCGAAGGGCGAUCAAUGGACCAAAGAAUGGUAUGGAAGCAGCUCCAAGGGCUUGCACUCGUAUCCUGACCGCUGGUCAGACUGGAGGAAGGACGAGUGGUCUGAGUGGUCCAGGUCACCGCAUCCAUGGUCGGAGCCUUCCCGCCAUCGAGAAGUAGACGAAACAACCCUGGCCCUCGGGCCAGGGAUGCCCACGUGGGAGCUGGAGGAUAGCCAAUCCCAGCCGAUCGUUGAAAUGCGAUUGAAUGUCCAUGAGAUCUUCCCCAAGCUUUUCUCACUGGACGAAACAGUGGGUGCUGACUCCUCCUCGGUGAAUUCCAGUGCAGUUGUUGGCGCGGCGAAUUCCAGUGCGGCGCCAACAAGCUGGAGCGUUUUGGGAGAGGCCAAAUAUGCAUGUCCAAGUUGCGGCGCCUGCUUUGCCAAGUGGUCUGCCUGUCAGCAUCACAUCAUUGCUUCGAGUUCUUGCCAGUGCCCGGAGAUCACCAACAUGGAAGAGCUGCAAGAGGUCUGCAAGCGACAGGUGAUCUCCGAUGGCCCUGAUAUAGAUCCAACGCCCUUUCAUGACAAUGAGUUUGUUGACCUGUGGACCCGGGUGAAGGCUGCAGAAGGCGUCUAUGUCUGGCAGCAGGUGAAGAGCCAUGUGACCAAGACCUACAACUGCGUCACCGGGUUGGAAGAUGCAUCACGGUGGACCUCGGAGAAACGCGACUACUGCUGUCAGCACUUCAACAAGGUGGCCGUGGUGCCUGGGGCCGUGGAGACCGGGGCGCAACUCUAUAGUGUCGAGACCGUGCAGAAGUCCAAGGAGGCCAAGAUGAAGGCGGCCAUGGCGGGCGGCAAAAGCCGCAAGAAGAAGUGGGCCAAGGGCAAGGUCAAGGAGAAGCUGGCGAACUUGGUCAUGUUUGACAAGGCCACCUACGACAAGAUGCUGAAAGAGAUCCCCAAGGCGCGGCUCAUCACGCCCUCCGUGGUGAGCGAGCGGCUGAAGGUGAACGGCUCCGUGGCGCGCCAGGCGAUCCGACACCUGGAGGACCGGUGGGGGACGAGUGGUGCUGGCGCGGGCGAGGAGGCGAGUGGAUGCAGCGCCGCGCGGUGGUGCGGUGGUGCGGUGGUGCGAGGGGUGGUGCGGAAGAGGUGCGGAAGAGGUGCGGAGCGGAAUGAGGGGUAUGAGCGGAAUAUUUGA